Messenger RNA from Annulohypoxylon maeteangense, 831 nucleotides. RefSeq lists its product as uncharacterized. Gene Ontology annotation, molecular function: structural constituent of ribosome; rRNA binding. Gene Ontology annotation, cellular component: cytosolic small ribosomal subunit. Gene Ontology annotation, biological process: translation; positive regulation of translational fidelity. Bases 111 to 686 code for a protein of 191 amino acids. Lineage: Eukaryota; Fungi; Ascomycota; Sordariomycetes; Xylariales; Hypoxylaceae. The transcript is spliced from 3 exons. The record is from RefSeq and is a predicted model, not a curated record.
CCAACUUUUCUGAUUCGCUUUCUUACUUUGCGAAAUCCCACGACAUCUUCAAUUUCCUCAUUCCUUUCUUUCGACAACACCAUCCGAAAGACAAUUGAGUCGUCGCAACUAUGGCGCCUUUGUCUUACUCUAAGACCGCAAAGGUCCCCCGUCGUCCCUUCGAGGCCGCCCGUCUUGAUUCCGAGUUGAAGCUCGUUGGAGAGUAUGGUCUACGAAACAAGCGUGAGGUCUGGCGUGUCCAGCUUACCCUCUCCAAGAUUCGUCGUGCUGCCCGUCAGCUUCUUACCCUAGACGAGAAGGACCCCAAGCGUCUCUUCGAGGGAAACGCUCUCAUUCGCCGUCUCGUCCGUGUCGGUGUGCUCGAUGAGUCCCGCAUGAAGCUCGAUUACGUUCUUGCCCUUAAGGUCGAGGAUUUCUUGGAGCGCCGCCUCCAGACCUGUGUCUACAAGCUCGGCCUCGCCAAGUCCAUCCACCACGCCCGUGUCCUCAUCCGUCAGCGACACAUCCGCGUCGGCAAGCAGAUCGUCACCGUUCCGUCUUUCAUCGUCCGUCUCGACUCCCAGAAGCACAUCGACUUCUCUCUGACCUCGCCCUUUGGUGGCGGGCGCCCUGGCCGUGUUCGCAGAAAGAAGGCUAAGGCUGCCGAGAAGGGUGGCGAUGACGAGGAGGAGGAAGAGGAAGAGUAAAUGUAACGCCUUCCAUGAAAUCAUGUGGAUUAUUCGGCGGUGGGAAAAACUGAUUACAUUAUGGCGGUAUGAAACAAGAUCAUACCUCACGGCGUUAGGCCAGGGGAUUCGGAAUGCAUGAAGAAAUUUCACCACCGUUUAAUAA